Messenger RNA from Saccostrea cuccullata (small rock oyster), 2384 nucleotides. RefSeq lists its product as uncharacterized. Lineage: Eukaryota; Metazoa; Mollusca; Bivalvia; Ostreida; Ostreidae. Bases 115 to 1797 code for a protein of 560 amino acids. The record is from RefSeq and is a predicted model, not a curated record. The transcript has 2 exons.
AUUGUUUGUGCAUGGAUACAAUGUAAACAAUCCGCGACAUUGUACGUGUAAAUAUCGUGGCAAAGAUCCAAGACUUAGAAAGUAUGUUCUUUGCCUUUGGACCGUGGCACAAAAAUGUCAUCCAGAUUCAGAUCAGCCCAGAAGGCCAAACCUCAAAGUCUCACCGCUAAAACAGAAUUCGACCUGCCAACAAAAAGUAUAUCAAACACAAAUCAACAGAAGAGGAUUCGCCCUAAGACUGUCCCCACCAGACCUCAGAAAGACAGUGUGAAACCAAUUUCUUUGUCAGUUACGGCAAAACCUAAAACUGUUAGCUCGGGACAAGUCAAUUCUGAGAAGAAGGGCAAUCGAAACGAAAAUGGUGCCACAAAACAUAAAAGUUUAAGUAAUUCUUUGACGAAGGAAACAGAAAAUGGCAGCAAGAACUAUGAAGGUGAGAAAUCAGAAGCUGAUGUGAACACCACAACGUUAAGUUCACCAGAACCAAACGUUACCUGGAAGAACGACAGCGAAAAAGAGGCUGAUUUGAAAACCAGAACGUUAAAUCCACCAGAACCAAACGUCGGUGGAAAGAACAGCAAUGAAAAAGAGACUGAUGUGAAUACAGGAACUUUACGUCAACCGGAGCCAAAUUUUGGCAGGAAAAACGAAAAAGGAAAGAAACCAAGGGCUAGUCUAAAUACCGGAACGUUAAGUCAACCGAAAUCCAAUGCUGACAGGACAAUCGGGCAAGGAGAGAAACCAAAGACUGAUCUGAAUAUUGAACUAAGUCAAGCAGAACAAAAUGUUAACAUCCGGAUUUCUUCAAGUUCUAAUGAGAUUUCUGAUAAUGAUUCGGUAGCAGAAACGCAAAACGGAAACGACAAUACUCCAGAACACAUAAGACCCGAGUCUUCUGACAAUGAUUUAAAUAACGUUUGUAAUGGUCAAAUCAUAACCGUUGAAAACGGAAACGCAAAUGGUGAAGACAUUUCAGAGGAACAAUUGGAAGCAAGUGUGUUCGAUGGGGUUGGUCGAUUCUUCAUGUGUUCUAUUGACUCUGACGUCACAACUCCAUGGGUAGGUGGAUUAGCGUACGUCAAAAGUGGUGACGUCAUUUGUUUAGACCUAAACAAUGAGUGUAUCAAACGAUUCGACAAAAAUUUCAAGAUAGUGGCAAGCAUUGAGGUCCCAUUUGACUGUUGUGGAAUGACAAUUACAUCACAUGAUGAAAUUGCAGUUACGUGCCUUAAUGAAAUUCAUUUUUAUAAUGUAGGGAAAUUCGGAAUGAACAGAACUGCAAAAUAUGUUACUGUAAAUGGAAUGGCGCAUGGUAUCGCCUCCGACCAAAGCUGGUUUGCCGUGACAUGUGAUAUUUCAGAACCGGAAGAAAGUACGAUUCGAAUUAUCGACGAAAACGGAAGAGAGCAGUUAGCAAUUUAUCCACCUGUUGUGUCAGAACUUCCAUUAAAACUGUCAUCCUCCAUUGAGUUUGACAAAUCAGUAGGUCGGGUUUUCAUCUCAGAAUCAGCACCGAGCCGGGUCGUCUGUGUCAACUUUCAAGGUGAGGCAUUGUGGGAUACUUCAAUUCCCGGUGGUUCACGUGGCAUCGUCUCUAUUGGCAACAAUAUUUUAGUGUGCGACCAGUUCAGUGAAAAAGUUCGUUUACUGACAAAAGAUGGCGCUCUUAAGGCAGCAGUUUUAUCGUCUGAAGACGGACUCUGUAACCCUGACAUCAUCGCGCGCAGACCUGAUUCCAAUGACGUCAUAGUGUCCUAUGGUGGCUUUGGAACUAUUGGACUAUUUUCUAUACAAUAAUUUGUUUUGUUAAGGUUGAUGGGGUGUGCAUGCAAUAAUUGAAUUAACUGGUAGAUUUUAGAUUAAGUAGUGAUAGCAGCGUAAUAUUUAUAAAAAAUGUGUAUUGCUUAGGGUAUGAGGUGUAUGGGGAAUACGUUUAGAAAUUGUUUUGGGUCUCUCUUUCUGUUUCAUCAAAUUCCGAGCUGUAAUAUUAGAACAUCUUUUAUAUCUUUAGUUCUGCAAUGAAUAAGACUGCAUUGGCAUUUAAUCUUGCGAAAAAAAAAAAUCGAACACAUACGAUUAAUGCAAAUCGUGAAAAAUACUCGAAUGAAGACCUAGUGUAUUCCAAAUGUGGUGCAGAGGGUCCCGAGGUGUUCUGAUUGAAACCAGUCUUUAUUCAUUUAAUUUAAUGUCAUUAAACUGCUUAUGGAUUUAAGGGAAAAUCCUCAUUAUAGAUUAAGUAACAUGUCAUGUUUUAUAAAUGCAUGCAUCUAAUUAUGAAAGAUUUUAUCUAUUGUUGAUCACUAAUGCAAGAAAAUCUUUAUUAUUGUACCAUUACUAACCAACUGUGUUCAGUUCUCCAAGUAAUGCAAUAAAAAUUCAUGCCU